UGCUAUCCGAACAAAAAAUGGCUUAUUUAAUUUUACAAAUUUUUGUAUUGGUGACCAUCGCAUCAUGUGCUCUGAGUCAAAGUUAUCCAUAUACCGCGAAUAAUAAUAUAUUUAAUGGGUGUGAUUAUUUUGAAUCAAUUCAACUUGGCCGAAUCUAUGACGUAUUCUCACCAUAUUAUCCCGACAAAUAUCCACCAGGAACAAAUUGCCGUUGGUCUGGAUGUGCUCCGUACGGCACAAAUAUCGUAAUCAAAUGUACUGACAUGAAAAUUCCUACGUAUGGAACAUGUGACAAAAACAGUGACCGACUUGAGGUUUCUUAUCAAGGUUGCCAGGAAUUGAACGAUGCGGUGAAUUAUUGUACACAGCCAUUCGUCACCGAAACAAGAUCGAAUGCCUUAGUCAUGGCGCUUCGAAGUUAUCCCAAUUCGACUGGUGGAGGUUUCUUUUGUCAAAUCUAUGCACAAGUAUCUCCUUUGCCAGCACCUCAGUCAGCAACACAAACUCGUUACAUAACAGGACCAUCAUUUCCACAACGCGUAUACCCAGCACAGCGUCAACAACAAUAUCCACCAUCAUAUCAACCAGGUUAUACACAACAAGGCGUACGCUAUGAGCAAGGAUUUCAACCAACAUAUUAUGCCCCCGCAAGAUUCCCAGCACAAUCAAGACCACAGCCGGCCUAUCAACCCUCUUAUUCACCUGCCAUCCCCUAUCAGCAGCCGGCCGUAACUUACCAAGAAUCUCAGCCAGUGUAUAGAGGUUAUCAAAGUGGCUAUCAGACUGGCUACCAAACAACAUAUCAAACUGGUUACCCACAAAAUGUCUACCCAAUAAAUCAACAACAAAAACCAAUCUACAAUAGUCCCACAUAUUCGCCAACUCAACAGGUGUAUCAACCAAUGGGUCCACAAGACCAAGGUCAAUGCCCAUGUGGACAACGGAAAAGGCCACGCAUUUUGAACGGCGAAAAAAUUGAUAUUGAACAAAUGCCAUUUGCAUGUGGAUUAUUGGAUUUAAAUACAAAAAUUGUUUUUUGUCAUUGCACAAUAAUAAGUCAAAGUUUUAUAAUAUCAGUUGGUCAUUGUUUAUUUAAUCGUACGAUCGAUACGAUUGGGGUGAUUGUUGGUACAACUGAUUAUGCACGACCUGCCAGUUCGAGAUAUGCAGCAACAUAUCGACUAUCUGGUGUAAUUGUUCAUAAAGAAUACGAUCCAUUGUCAAUGCUAAACGAUAUUGCAAUUGGAAAGAUCAUUGGGACGAUCGAAUAUAAUCCGGCCGUUGCACCAGUGUGCCUGCCAAUUAGUGAGAGAUUAUCGCAACAAAACUAUGCCUACUCCCCGGUCGAAGUGGCUGGUUAUGGUGAAACAUCGUACACGGGACCAACAUCAACGCAAUUGCAAGCUGUUACAUUGGAUGUCAUAACAAAUGAUCAAUGCAAUGACAAUUAUCCAUAUCGAAUAACGGCGUCACAAAUGUGCCUUCUUACACCACAUAAAGAUACGUGCACGGGAGAUGAUGGUGCUGGUCUUUGUCAUGUUGAUACAGUAACGGGUCGUUUGGUGUUGGUCGGAAUGCCAAGCUAUGGUGUUGGUUGUGGUACACGUCAGCCACGAGUUGCAUGCCGAAUUUCAUCUUAUAUACCAUGGAUAAUGGAUAUGACUAAAGAACCAUUUUGUGUAAUUUAAUAGAAACAAACUUAUGAUAUUUUCUUUCGAUUUGAAAGUGGAAUUAGCUGUUGCUAAGAGUUUGUAUUGCAAAAUUUAUUCAUCCCACAAACAGUUUGUAGAUAUAAAAAUAUGACGCCAUUUGAAACAAAAAACAAAAAAACAAAUAUAUUAGAACAUAAAUUCUAAGCUUCUUCACAAAUAAAAUGUUUUAUCUUCUAA
Contarinia nasturtii (swede midge) is the source of this 1889-nucleotide messenger RNA. Its product is annotated as CLIP domain-containing serine protease 14D-like. Bases 18 to 1688 code for a protein of 556 amino acids. The transcript is spliced from 8 exons. NCBI's taxonomy places the organism in Eukaryota, Metazoa, Arthropoda, Insecta, Diptera, Cecidomyiidae. The record is from RefSeq and is a predicted model, not a curated record. Gene Ontology annotation, molecular function: serine-type endopeptidase activity. Gene Ontology annotation, biological process: proteolysis.